AUGGCAAAACUAGUCGUAUUUGUGCUACUUAUUUCCCCUACUCUUGCCUGCCUUGGUGGAGGAGGUGGCACAUGCUGUCCACCAUCUACACCAUCAUGUGGAUCAAUACCUCCAUGUUCUAGUUCAAGUUAUGGUGGAGAAAGUGGAGCUUCACGUGUGUUAUCAUCAUAUGUAGCGGCGCCACCACCUAAAUAUGCAGCUGGACCACCAGCUUCAGCAUAUGUUGCUAGUGGGCCAAGUGGAGCUUAUAGCGCUGGUGGCGCAUAUGGUGGAGCUGGUGGAGCUUAUAGUGCUGGCGGUGCAGGCGGUGGUGCUUAUAGUGCAGGUGGUGCAGGUGGUGGUGCUUAUAGUGCAGGAGGUGCAGGCGGCGGUGCUUACAGUGGUGGCGGUGCAGGCGGUGGUGCUUAUAGUGCAGGCGGUGCAGGCGGUGCAGGCGGCGGUGCUUACAGUGGUGGCGGUGCAGGCGGUGGUGCUUAUAGUGCAGGCGGUGCAGGCAGCGGUGCUUACAGUGGUGUCGGUGCAGGCGGUGGUGCUUAUAGUGGUGGUGGUGCAGGCGGUGGUGCUUAUAGUGGUGGCGGUGCAGGCGGUGGUGCUUAUAGUGGUGGUGGUGCAAGCGGUGGUGCUUACAGUGGUGGCAGUGCAGGCGGCGGUGCUUACAGUGGUGGCAGUGCAGGCGGUGGUACUUAUAGUGAUAGUGGUGCAGGCAGCGGUCCUUACAGUGGUGGAGGUGCAGGCGGAGGUGCUUAUAGUGGUGGUAGUGCUGGUAGCGGGAGCUAUGGUGGUGGCAGUGCUGGGGUUUACAAUGGAAAAAGUGCUGCUAAUUACGACAUUGCUGACCAAACCUAUCCUGGGGCAGGUUCUCUUCUUGUCCCACCACAUAAACCAUCACCCAUAAAUGCUCCACCACCACCACCGCCACCACCACCACCUCCUCCACCUGAACCUGUGCAAAAUUACCUCGAGACUGCACCGCGGCCAGGUCCAGUAGAGAGUCUAGAAGUACCAGCAGUACCAGAAGUACCAAGAUCUCAACCCUCACCUUUUGUUCAACCACAGCCCAUACCACAACCGGCACCAUCACCACAGCCAGCACCUUAUUUGGAACCUUCAGGCACUGAAUAUGAUGAAUUAAGUGAGCGCCAGGAGCAGUAUCAAGAGCCACAUGGAGCUAAUAUUGGUACUCACAAGGAAACAUAUAAACCUGAGCAAGUGAGGGUUACUAGACCAGUACCGCCAACUAUAGCCGUCCCUUCUUCUGCAUCUCUUCCUGCUCUUCCUUCUGCUCCAGAAUAUCAACAAUCAAUUGUACCAGCUCCUCAAAAGUUACCUAAAGUCCCACUCCCUGCUCCUCUACCAUCGCAGCAACUGGAAGAAGAAAAAAUACCUGAUAUAUCUCAGCUCAUACCUGAAGUGCCUCAGAUACCUGAAGUACCUCAACAACCACAGCAGCAAGUGAAACCAGCUUCUGGUAACAAUUUAAUUGGUUACGAGGAGGAGGAAACCGAUCUCGAAGAAGAAAGCGAUAAAGCUUGUAAUGAUGAAGAACUUAAAAGUAUUAUAGAGGAGGUUUUGAAUACGAAAGAAGAUAAUUUGGAAGCGGCUCGAGAAAUUGAAGCAAGAGCAUCGAAAAGAUUUUCUGGACGUUUCAAUGCAAUCGUUUCGAACGCUGAAUUUGCCUAUGUAAAUUGGUAUGGAAGGCGGAAUUGUCAAUUGAGAGUGCGUGAUAGGCAUUCGUUAACCUGGGAAGAUUAA
Molecule: messenger RNA, 1752 nt
Organism: Dracunculus medinensis (Guinea worm)
Lineage: Eukaryota; Metazoa; Nematoda; Chromadorea; Rhabditida; Dracunculidae
Source: the annotation of a GenBank genome assembly